Cynoglossus semilaevis (tongue sole) is the source of this 2354-nucleotide messenger RNA. RefSeq names its product transmembrane p24 trafficking protein 5 (gene tmed5). Bases 165 to 851 code for a protein of 228 amino acids. NCBI's taxonomy places the organism in Eukaryota, Metazoa, Chordata, Actinopteri, Pleuronectiformes, Cynoglossidae. The record is from RefSeq and is a predicted model, not a curated record. The transcript has 4 exons.
CACGAGUACUGGGCAAGAACCGUGGGGUUCAUGACAGGAAGCAGCUAGAAAAUCUUAACUGAACCAAAGUUUUGACGGACACUGUCUUUGCCGUUGCCCCAUUACCAGCGCGGUGGCUGGUUACUCUCACGCCGUUUAGCACUCUUUGACUGGCCUACUAAAUUAUGGAGCUAUCUAGGGCGCUUAUGUGUGUUUUGUCCGUGUUGGUUGCAUUGGUCUCGGAAAGGUUUGUGGCGCUGGCUUCAUUCUCUCAGUCUGUGGACAGCGACUUUACCUUCACUCUACCCGCCGGCCGGAAAGAGUGUUUCUACCAGACAAUGAAGAAAGAUGCCUCGCUGGAGAUUGAAUAUCAGGUUUUAGAUGGUGCCGGCCUGGAUGUGGAUUUCUACAUCUCCUCUCCCACUGGACACGUCCUGUUCAGCGAUUACCGUAAAUCAGAUGGAGUGCACACUGUUGAAACUGAAGAUGGAGACUACAUGUUCUGCUUUGACAACACAUUCAGUGCAGUGUCUGAGAAGAUCAUCUUUUUUGAAUUGAUCCUGGACAACAUGGAUACAGAUGAAGAUCCUGAUGACUGGAAAGAAUAUGUUCAUGGAACUGACAUGGUGGAUAUGAAGCUAGAAGACAUUAUGGACACCAUCAACAGUGUCAAGGCUCGACUGGGAAAAAGUGUACAGAUCCAGACAGUACUCAAGGCAUUUGAGGCUCGGGACAGGAACCUACAGGAGAGCAACUUUGACAGGGUUAACCUUUGGUCCGUGGUAAACCUUUUUGUCAUGAUGGUGGUAUCGGCAGUGCAGGUUUAUGUAGUCCGCUCACUGUUUGAAGAUAAAAGGAAAAUUCGCACAUAACACCUUCCAAAAGUGAAAGGAUAGGAAAUGCAUUUUCCCCACAGAUACCUUUGGAUAUUUUGUCGUGAUAUUAUAAUAAUAACUUCAACUCAACUGGGAAUCUGGUCUUCAGUACACUGGAAUUUAUGGAGCAGUUUUGGAGAAGGAACAUAAGUGUCCUAGACUCUUCAACUACAAGGAAAUGUUUGAUCUUGAUUAAAUGUUGUUUGUCAUCACUAUUAACCUCUUUUCAUUACCUGUCUGUAAAGGUGCAUUGGCAGGUUUAUGGAUUUACUUUGUCUUGCAAAACCAACAAUUAGUUUCCUUUUUAUUUCUUGCCAAAUUUGGAAAAUAUGCAACCCCAUUAAUAUUUUGAUUUCCAUAAAUUCAUAAAAUUAUCCCUCUAUUUCAUAAGAUUCCUUAUUUUUACCUAUAUGCCAAUCUAUUGUCAGCAUGUGAGGUCUCAUGUAUUUCUUUAAUUAUAAACAUUUAUAAUGUCAUCAUUUAUGGCAUCAUCAACUUACAAUUUCUCUUGUAUGACAACACUGAAAGACCAGUUGGCUCAUUUAGUAAAUACUGCUCUUUGGCAUUGGAUCACAGACUAGAAGCAACACAACUGGACCAUCUCCAGAUCCUCCAGCUCUUUGCUAGGACUUGUAGCUUAGCAGCCUACUUGGCUGUCAACUCUGUGAGUUGACAUGAGGGGGUGUCUUCUUACAGCCAACUGUAAAGAUGUUGAGUCUGUCUAUCUGUGUGGUGACAAAUCUAUUUCUAACUCUCUGGCACCUGCGAGGUCAAUACCUCAACCACAGUGUUGAAGAGUUUGGUAAUACCAUAAUGUUUAAUAUCUUGUGUCUGCAGGUAAAGUGGGUUGAUUUCUUAUUAGCCAUUUAUUUAACUCUUAUUUACUGAUCUUCGCAAGUGAAACUUUGUCCACACUUUUGUUUAAAAGGUGUUAAGGUGCCAUCUUCUAAAUUUUCUCCAGUGCUGUUGAGACGGGGCCUAUACAGUGACUGCCAAAUGUUAAGAUAAAGUAAAACUACUAUUUAAACCCUCUUUGAUCUAUUUUUUCUGCUUUAUCACACCAUCAAUGUUCAUGUCACACUAUGUUGUGGACAAAUAUGCAAUGAUACAAUGUGUUACUGAGUCUCAUGUUUUCACUGCCUAAUAACCCUUUAUUUGUAAGACACUCUAAAUGACCUUGUGUCCAGUGCCUAAGUGAAGAGUUGUUUGUUGAGACCGGGAUGAUUUUUUAAUAGAUAUGAGUCACGGGAGGGGUUGAUACACUUUUGGAAUAAUUUUUAAGCCUAAUGUACAAAAAAAUAAAAGUCUACCACAUUUUCAGAAUAUUUGUAUGUUACUGAGGAGACUUGCAUGUCUCAUAAAGCAGCCAUUUUGACUGUGUAAGAAUAUUUUACUACACUAAUGGUGUGGCUGGAAAGAGGGAAUGCGAUGUUAUAUGGUAUAUACUCCAUAUUUACCUGUAGUUGUAAAUUUGUAUAAAUUAAACUAUCUUAAUUUUUU